AAAUUUCCCUGUAACUUUGCUUAAGGAAACGAAAUCACACAUAAAGAAAACAAGAAAAGUGGAGAAAGAUAGUAGCAGCAGAUCAGAUCAACAUAUAAAAAAUUUUGGCUGAUAUUCUGAGGAUGAAUUUCAAAAAGCCUCAUCACACCGCGGACCAGAAUGCUAUUGAGAAGGAUGCAGAUAACUACACAAUAAAACCAACUGGACUCAACAUCGUCUGGGGAAAUGAUCCUCGAUACUGGAAAGUAACCAAGAGCGAGGCAGAGUUGAUACAAGUAUCAUGGCUGGAAGUAUCGGGAGUAGUGAAGGCGUUAAAGAAGGGAAAGAAAUACAAAGUUGAAUUUGAGUUGAAUGUGAAGCCUGGUGCAUUCGGUUGGGAUGAGACUCAAGUACUUGUGAUGGCCAAAGCAGGCAAAUCAGGGAGGUAUUCAUUCAAAGAAGCGAAACUAUCAGGUAGUGAGGGUCGUCACGUGACCAUUCCAUCAAGUGAACCUCUUGAAGUGUCGUUCCCAGCAGCAAUUUCAGACUCUGAUGCCAAUCUCUACUUUGGAUUGUAUGAAGUGUGGAGCGGUAAAUGGAAAGGUGGCAUUGAAAUUAUCAAAGCCAAUGUCACAUGCAUCGAUUGAGAGUGCACUACAAGUCUACAACAACAUUAUUAUGCCCUUCGGCAGACAUAUAAUUAAUAUAUAUAUAAAGCAAUAAAGGGUUUGCGUCUUUGCGAUAUUGCCAUGCAUGAAAAUGAUUGUAACAAGUCAAUUGAAUUAUUAUGUUUAUGAUGAUA
Messenger RNA from Arachis duranensis, 781 nucleotides. Its product is annotated as protein PHLOEM PROTEIN 2-LIKE A9. Bases 123 to 626 code for a protein of 167 amino acids. Lineage: Eukaryota; Viridiplantae; Streptophyta; Magnoliopsida; Fabales; Fabaceae. The record is from RefSeq and is a predicted model, not a curated record. The transcript is spliced from 3 exons.